Effrenium voratum is the source of this 726-nucleotide messenger RNA. The record is from the annotation of a GenBank genome assembly. Lineage: Eukaryota; Dinophyceae; Suessiales; Symbiodiniaceae.
AUGUUCUGGGCAUGGCUGAUGGCCCUGCCGCUGCUGUCUGACUCCAUGCUCACGCUGGACAGCGACGGGGGCGAUGCGUCAGCGCGGCUGCAGCUGAAAAUGGUCCAUGCCGGCAUGCAGAGGGACACCCUGCAGCUGAAGGAGGCGCAGCAGCGCGUUUUGUUGCGGGAGCUGAGCCGUGAGCGCCGGCGCGUUGAUCUCGCGCAGAGGCAGCUGAAAGCGAAGAACGCGUCAGUGGCGGACAUUGUGAAGGAGGCCGCCCGGGGCAACCUCAAGGAGCUCCAAUCCCAGCUGAAAGAUUUGAAAAAGGGCCUGCACUACGCGAAGGCCUACCUCAACGACUCCAAGCAGGAGCUCACCAACCUCACCGCAGAAGCGGCGGAGUCGUCACUGCCGGAGGAGCUGCGGGAGGCGAAGGAGGAGCGCCGGGCUUUGCAGAAGGCCGCCGCCAAGGCCACGGCUAAGGAGAACCGCAUGUGGAAGAAGACCCUGCAGCAUGAGGUGGAGCUCAGUGACGCGCGCCAGAAGUACCGGGAGAGCCUGGAGCAGCUCGAGGAGCAGGAGGCGGCGCGUCCGAAGCAGUCCCGGCGCCUGCGCAAGGGCAACGAGUCUGCCGCCGAGGCGGAGCAGGUGGCUCACAGCGGCCUGAGGCGUUCGCGUUUGACGGUGAGCGGUGACGACGACCGGAGACGUGCUAAAAAAAGAAUUGACUCCUUGGGUUGCUAG